AUGCUGGUAGCCGCAAGAACGCCAGAAAACCAAGCCCACCGAGCCCAGGCGGUGUGGUACACACGCCUGAGCUCGGCCUUUCGGGCGGUGAUGGCAUGCACUAUAGUGGGCUGCACCACCCUCUAUGGUCCUCAGUCUCUCCGGACUCAACUUGCAUAUCCAGCUUUUUCCUACGUGACUGCCAUACUGAUUGUGUCCGACUCGACACUUGGUGACACCAUAAGGGGUUGCUGGCAUGCCCUGUAUGCUACAGUUCAGGUGGUGCCAGCUUCUAUAUUGUCCCUGUGGCUUGUGGGGCCUGCCUGGUUCUCGGCAGGCAGUGCCGCCCUAGGGGUGGCGGUGAGUGCUUUUGUGGUGGCGCUGCCGCAGUCCACACACUUGGUAUCUAAACGGAUUGCUUUCGGACAACUGGUUAUUGUGUAUGUAAGUGCUGUUAUACAUGGACAGCAAACUGGAGCCAUCAUUGACCCUGUUCGAGUUGCAUCGAGCACAGCCCUCGGGGCUGUGGCUUCCGUCGUGGCUUUGCUGCUGCCAUACCCACGGCUAUCCUAUUAUGAGGUCAGAAAGCUAUGCCGAUUAUAUGCUGAAAAUGCCUCAGAGAGGAUAUCUCUAUUUGUGAAGGCCUUCUCUGCCCAAGACAACUUGACUCCACUUGAGCUAAUCUCUCAGGGCAAGCCCUUAGCUGAAACAGGAGCCAAGCUUCUUGAAAACAUCGAACUCAUGCAGGAAGCUGUGCACUGGGAGAGAGUUCCUAUUAGACCUCAUUUCAUCAAUACAGGAGAUAGAUUGCAGGAGAUUGAAAUAUGGAUAAGAGGGAUGGAGAUGGCCCUAACUUCUGGCCCCUCCUUUCCCAUCAGCUUUAUUAAUGAUGAACUCAGGGAGGUUUUAGCGAGAAUAGAAGAACAACUUGGCCUAAAACUAGAGCAGGCUAAGUGCUUUCUGCCUUUAGAUGCAACUACAGCUCCAGAGACAAAGGGCGAAAAAUUAGACAUACCCCUCCAGCUCACUAAAACCAUCAUCCCAACUCACAAAGACCUACCUGCUUAUUUCUUCUUUUUCUGUAUAAAGUUCCUCCAACAUGACUCAACCAUCACUCAAAAUCCUGACCAUCUUUCAGAUAGCAGUUGGAAAACUAACACUGAAGAAUCAAGGAAUUCACAAGAAGAAGCUAAGAGUAACUUCGAAAGAAUCACCUGUGGCUGGAACUUGACACCAAGUAAUGAAAGACUUGUAUUUGCAAUCAAGUGUUCAUUUUCGCUGGGUCUGGCUGUGUUUUCCGGUCUGAUUUUCAACAAAGAAAAUGGGUACUGGGCAGGGCUCUCCAUUGCCAUCAGCUUCGCAACAGGAACACAACCAACAUUUACAGUUGCGAAUACACGAGCACAAGGGACAGCAAUGGGAUCAGUCUAUGGAGUUCUGGGUUGCUUCAUUUUUAAAAACUUUGCAGAGAUAAGGUUCCUACUGCUUCUGCCUUGGAUUAUUUUUACUAGUUUUUUAAGGCAUAGCCGGAUGUAUGGCCAAGCAGGCGGGAUUUCAGCAGUUUUAGGAGCACUACUGAUUUUAGGCAGAAAAAACUAUGGACCUGCGGAUGCAUUUGCCAUUGCAAGACUCACAGAGACCUUUAUCGGAUUAUUUUGGUUGAUCAUGGUAGAGCUUCUCAUCCAACCGAUGAGAGCCGCAACUCUGGUGAAAAAACAACUUUCUCUGAGCUUGGGGACACUUCAAGAUUGCAUAGAGCAAAUAGUUCCUCAUUCGAGCAAGGAAAAAAAUCCAGCUUUGAAUUUUCUAGCUCUAAGAAAGAAACAGAGGAAACUGAAAUCCCAAGUCAAUGACUUUGAGAAAUUCACAGAAGGUGCCGAGUUGGAGCCAGAUUUCUGGUUUUUGCCUUUUCGUCGUUCUUGUUACACUAAGCUCCAUGGGUCUUUGUCCAGGAUGGUAGAUCUAUUACAGUUUAUGGCUUAUAUUAUGGAAUUCCUUCUACCAGUGUUUCAGAGUUGUGGUGUUACUUGGAGAGAGCUCCAGGAACACCUGAACAAUGAUUUAGAGCUUUUCAAGGAAAAUAUAAGCUCUUCACUACAAUAUCAGGAAAAGAUCACUUUGAUCAAAUUGCUUGCAGUCUUCCAGAAAGAACUGCAAGAGGACAAAACGUUCAAUGACCUCGAGUCAGGGAAAUUGCCGCCUGCAAAGAGGCUUAGCAUUUGGACUACAGGUGAUGAGAAGGCUGAGCAGAUCUUAAAUUCUUUUCUUCAACACUCACAAGAGAUAAUUAACAAAAUCCAUAAUGAUGAUGGUGAUGAGGUGCUUGAAGGCAAAAUGGUUCUUUGUUUGAGUGCCUUUGGGUUUUGCAUGAGUGGUUUGAUGAGAGAAACUAGAGAGCUGGAAAAAGGAAUAAUAGAAUUGGUUCGAUGGGAGAAUCCUUAAAGCCAGAUUGAUUUCUCCAAGAUUUUCUGUAAGAUUCAUCCAAUUGUACCUAUAGUAAAACUGUGG
This is a messenger RNA of Ilex paraguariensis (yerba mate), 2487 nucleotides long. The record is from the annotation of a GenBank genome assembly. NCBI's taxonomy places the organism in Eukaryota, Viridiplantae, Streptophyta, Magnoliopsida, Aquifoliales, Aquifoliaceae.